AUGUUCGAGAUCAAGUUGAAUGAAAACAUUUCCAAGUUUUUAAACGGCUUAGAAUGUGUUGAGAAUAAAGAUGAGUUAAAGAAGAUACUAGCAAAUGAUUCAAUUAGUAUGAAUUCAUUGUUAGAAUUUUAUAAAAGCAAGAAAAGUACUGAUGAUAUCACUAUGAGCCAGUUAUUGUGUCCAUUAGACUUUAAAUACAAAGAGAAAAGGAUUCCUGGAAGUGAUUAUAGUGAGGAAUUCAGAAGUCAAUUAGAAUACUUGAAAACUAAACAGCAAGAGGAAUCAUACCAAGAAAUGUUGAAUAAAGAGAGGAUCAAGAUUAAUAGAGAUGAUGACUGGGUAUCACCAUCGCAAAUGAAUAAACAGAUCAAAGAACAAGUAACAACGAUUUUUAAUAUCAUUAUAAGUGUAAUAUCUGUAGUUACCGCUAUAUGGUAUUGGACAAAUUCAUCAAUGAAUAUAUCUGCUGAAUAUAGAAUUUUAUUAUGCUUGUUUUUUGGGUUACUGGUAUUAGUUGCAGAAGUUGUAGUUUAUAGCAGUUAUUUACGAAAAAUUGAGGAAGCAAAAAACCUGGAAAGGUCCAAAUUUGAAAACAGACAGAUAGUGAAAACGAUCAAAUUAUAA
Molecule: messenger RNA, 624 nt
Organism: Vanderwaltozyma polyspora DSM 70294
Lineage: Eukaryota; Fungi; Ascomycota; Saccharomycetes; Saccharomycetales; Saccharomycetaceae
Gene: VPH2
Product: Vph2p
Exons: 1
Coding region: 1-624 (207 amino acids)
Biological process (GO): vacuolar proton-transporting V-type ATPase complex assembly
Cellular component (GO): endomembrane system
Source: RefSeq, a predicted model, not a curated record